AUGGGAGCUCAAUUAUUGCGAACGGGCAGACUGCCCGCAGUCAGGUCACUUGCCUCUUCUGUUGCACGACCCUCAAUAGCGCGCCGUCAUCUCGCAACACAAGCCGAUGCCUCUACCACGCCCUCGGCAUCAGACCUGGCCAGCCGCACCCCGCCAUACCCCAAGCUGCUGCAACGACUACACCAGGUCCGCCGUAUCCUGCCCGACCGUCCCCUCACACUCGCCGAGAAGAUCCUCUAUUCACAUCUCGAGUCACCCGAAGAGUCCCUCCUGACCGGAACAAACAAUGGCGCCGACAUUCGUGGAAAGGCCAACCUCAAGCUCAAGCCUGACAGAGUCGCCAUGCAAGAUGCUUCUGCACAGAUGGCCCUUCUGCAGUUCAUGUCGUGUGGCCUGCCCACCACUGCUGUCCCGGCCAGUAUUCAUUGCGACCACAUGAUUGUCGGAGAAAGAGGUGCAGACGUCGACUUGCCCCAGUCAAUCAAGGGCAACAAGGAGGUCUUUGAUUUCUUGGAGAGUGCGGCAAAGAAGUAUGGCAUCGAGUUCUGGCCUCCGGGUGCUGGCAUCAUCCACCAGAACGUGCUCGAGAACUACUCGGCCCCUGGUCUGAUGAUGCUCGGAACAGACUCGCACACUCCCAACGCUGGUGGUCUUGGUGCUAUUGCCAUUGGUGUUGGUGGUGCCGAUGCUGUUGAUGCCUUGGUCGACGCUCCCUGGGAACUCAAGGCUCCCAAGGUGCUCGGUGUCAGACUCACAGGUCAGCUCAGUGGUUGGGCCAGUCCCAAGGACAUUAUCCUCAACCUUGCCGGCCAGCUCACAGUCCGUGGUGGUACUGGCUACAUUGUCGAGUACUUUGGUCCCGGUGUCGAGACUCUUGCCACGACCGGCAUGAGCACACUUCACANNGUGGGUGCUGAGAUCGGCGCAACCACGUCCAUCUUCCNNCCCUUCACAAAGGCUCACGUCCCUUACCUUCACGCAACUCACCGUGGUCCCAUCGCCCUGGCUGCCGAGACCAUCGCCAACUCUCCUGGACCCCACAACCUCCUUCGCGCUGAUGAUGGCGCUCACUACGACAAGGUCAUCGAGAUUGACCUCAGCACUCUCGAGCCCCACGUCAACGGCCCCAUGACCCCUGACCUCUCCACUCCCCUGUCCAUGUUCCGCGAAACCGUCAAGGCCAACAACUGGCCCGAGACUCUUGGCGCUGGUCUGAUCGGCUCAUGCACAAACUCUUCCUACCAAGACAUGACCCGUGCCGAGUCGCUAGUCAAGCAGGCCACAGCUGCUGGGCUUCAGCCCAAGGCCGACUUCUUCAUUACCCCGGGUAGUGAGCAGGUCCGCGCAACUCUCGAGCGUGACGAGACCUUGAGCACUUUCAACGAUGCCGGUGGUGUUAUCCUUGCCAACGCUUGCGGUCCUUGCAUUGGUCAGUGGACCCGUACCGACGGUGUUGAGAAGGGAACCGAGAACGCCAUCUUCACUUCUUACAACCGCAACUUCCGUGGUCGCAACGAUGGAAAUGUCAAGACCAUGAACUUCCUCGCCAGUCCCGAACUUGUUACUGCCAUGGCCUACAGCGGCAGCACUACCUUCAACCCCAUGACCGACUCUAUCCCUCUUCCCAACGGUGGCGAAUUCCGCUUCAACCCGCCCCAAGGCCGCGACUUGCCUUCUACUGGCUUCGCUCAAGGCAACCCCGAGUUCCUCCCCACUCCUGGUCAGGCCGAUGCCAGCGUCGAGGUCAAGGUUGACCCCAACUCGACUCGCCUUGCUCUCCUCGAGCCUUUCGCCCCCUUCCCUCAAACUGAGCUCGACGGUCUCCGCGUCCUCGUCAAGGUCAAGGGCCAGUGCACAACCGACACCAUCUCGGCCGCCGGCCCCUGGCUCAAGUACAAGGGUCACUUGCCCAACAUUGCCGAAAACACCCUCAUCGGCGCCAUCAACGCCGAGACCGGCGAGACCAACAUCGUCUACGAUGUCAACGAUACAGAGUCCCGCAGCAACGGCAUGGGAAUCCCCGCUCUGGCCAAGAAGUGGAAGGAGCAAGGUAAGGAAUGGCUCGUCGUUGCCGAGCACAACUACGGCGAGGGCUCUGCUCGCGAACACGCUGCCCUGCAACCUCGCUACCUCGGUGGCCGCAUCAUUCUCUCCAAGUCGUUUGCUCGUAUCCACGAGACCAACCUCAAGAAGCAGGGUGUGGUGCCAUUGACUUUCGUCGACGAAGCUGAUUACGACAAGAUGGCUGCUUGUGAUGAAGUUCGCACAGAAGGUCUUCUUGACGUCCUUAACUCUGGCGGCCAAGGCAAUGUUACCCUUGUCGUCAAGACUAAGGCUGGUGAGGAGAUCAGAGUCGCUACCAAGCACACUCUUUCCAAGGACCAGUGUGCGUUUGUGCUUGCCGGCUCGGCCUUGAACUUGCUCGCUGCUAAGGCUGGCAAGGGACCUUCUGCAUAA
Aureobasidium uvarum is the source of this 2457-nucleotide messenger RNA. The record is from the annotation of a GenBank genome assembly. NCBI's taxonomy places the organism in Eukaryota, Fungi, Ascomycota, Dothideomycetes, Dothideales, Saccotheciaceae.